Molecule: messenger RNA, 7296 nt
Organism: Orbilia oligospora ATCC 24927
Lineage: Eukaryota; Fungi; Ascomycota; Orbiliomycetes; Orbiliales; Orbiliaceae
Exons: 7
Coding region: 1-7296 (2431 amino acids)
Biological process (GO): actin filament organization; vesicle transport along actin filament
Cellular component (GO): cytoplasm; actin cytoskeleton; vesicle
Molecular function (GO): actin filament binding; microfilament motor activity; ATP binding
Source: RefSeq, a predicted model, not a curated record
AUGGCUGGCUUUAAUACCCCCCCGCGCUUUGGCGCCUCUCAGAGACCAUUUACCCCUCGACAAAACAACCAAUCCUCCCCACUUAACUCUCCCCAAAACAAUGCUUCAAAUUCCAGAAAUACUACACCCUUCGGUGGCAGCAACAACUCGACGCCAUUCGGCGGCAACUCUACUCCCUUCGGGACCUCUUCAAUCUUUGGACGAGCCCAUAAUAGGACUAUGUCAGGAGCUAGCAGCGUAGUCUCACACACCCCCACCCCAGGAAACAACGCCACCGCUACCACCACUACUUCUAGUGCUACAAAAUCAAAUACUACAUUUGCUCCGAGCUUCAUUAAAAGAAACGAUCCCACAUCACCUAAGAUUACCUCCCAUGGUCUCGAAGGCACAGACUUUUCAGGCAAGCGUUGGGUUUGGGUUAAGGAUCCCGAACAGGCAUUUGUGAAAGGUUAUGUCGAAAGCGAGGAGGAUAAUGUCCUUCUCGUUAUUUGCGACGAUGGCAGCCAACGAAACGUGCCGGCUGACCAAGUGGAUAAAGUCAACCCCGCGAAGUUUGACAAGGCGGCAGAUAUGGCCGAGUUGACGCAUUUGAACGAAGCUUCUGUGGUCCAUAAUUUGCAUAUGAGAUAUCAAUCUGAUCUCAUCUAUACAUACUCCGGGCUGUUCUUGGUGACGGUCAAUCCCUACUGUCCGUUGCCGAUAUACACAAAUGAGUACAUUGAAAUGUACAGAGAUAGGUCUCGGGAUGAGACCCAACCACAUAUUUUCGCUAUUUCUGAUGCUGCUUUCCGUAACUUAUUGGACGAGAGAGAAAAUCAGAGUAUUUUGGUCACUGGUGAAUCCGGUGCUGGAAAAACUGAGAAUACUAAGAAGGUCAUCCAAUAUCUUGCCUCCGUAGCUGCCGGGAACAACUCUUCCAGACAGUUUGGCACCCUCGAACAGCAAAUCUUGCAGGCCAAUCCUGUUCUCGAAGCCUUUGGAAAUGCCCAAACCGUACGAAAUAACAAUUCGUCCAGAUUUGGCAAGUUUAUAAGAAUCGAGUUUACCGGGAAGGGUCAGAUUGCUGGUGCCUAUAUUGACUGGUAUUUACUUGAGAAAUCCAGAGUUGUAAAGCAGAGCGGCGGCGAGCGAAAUUACCAUGUCUUUUAUCAGUUGCUAAGAGGCGCGACUCGGGAGCUCCGUGAUCAGCUGAUGCUCACUGGCGAUGUUGACGACUAUGGCUAUACCAAGAGUGCAAAUAAGCAUAUUGUUGGUGUUAAUGACAAAGAUGAGUUCGACACUCUCCUUCGGGCUUUCCAGGUUAUGGGGUUCUCGAAGGAUGAGCAAAUGGCUUACUUCAGGAAUAUCGCUGCGGUUCUUCACCUCGGAAAUCUUUCCGUUGUUGGGAAUGCAGAUGGCGCGAGGCUCCCGGAAAGACGUCAAGUCGAUAUCAUCUGUAAUGUUCUUGGAAUACAGGCGGAUUCUUUCACUAAAGGGCUCCUAAACCCAAGAGUCAAAGCCGGCAAGGAAUGGGUUAACCAGAACCGUAAUGCGGAACAAGUCAAGCAAUCCAUUGAUGCUCUUAGCAAGGGUAUCUACGAGCGUGCUUUUGGCAGUUUGGUAUCGAGGAUCAAUCAGUCUCUCGAGCGUAGAGGGGAGGAAUCAGGAUUCAUCGGCGUUCUCGAUAUUGCUGGUUUCGAAAUCUUCGAAUCCAAUUCCUUUGAGCAGCUUUGCAUCAAUUACACCAACGAAAAACUGCAACAGUUUUUCAAUCACCAUAUGUUCGUACUUGAGCAGGAAGAGUAUGCUCGGGAGCGAAUUGAGUGGAAGUUUAUCGAUUUUGGACACGAUCUCCAGCCCACAAUCGAUUUGAUCGAACUUUCCAACCCUAUUGGUAUCUUCUCUUGUUUGGAUGAAGACUGCGUCAUGCCCAAGACGACCGAUAAGACUUUUACCGAGAAGCUUCACUCAUUGUGGGACAAAAAGUCGAACAAAUAUCGCAGCUCAAUGUUGAGCCAGGGUUUCAUCCUUACUCAUUACGCAGCUGAAGUUGAGUACGAUACCCAGGGAUGGUUGGAGAAGAACAAGGACCCUCUUAACGACAAUGUUACCCGCCUACUAGCAAACUCUACACAUGCUAGUGUGGCUCAACUUUUCGCCGACUGUGCUGAGGAUGCGGAGCAUUCGCUCACAUCGAGGUCGCGUGUCAAGAAAGGAUUGUUCCGGACCGUUGCCCAACGUCACAAGGAGCAGCUCUCCAGCCUUAUGGCCCAACUUCAUGCCACUCACCCCCACUUCGUUCGUUGUAUUAUUCCCAAUCACCAGAAGAAACCAAAGAGACUAGUUACCCAGCUAGUGCUAGACCAGCUUCGAUGCAAUGGUGUGCUAGAAGGUAUUAGGAUUGCGAGAACGGGUUUCCCCAAUCGACUGCCAUUCAACGAGUUCCGUCAACGUUAUGAAGUACUUACACCCGGACUUCCAAAGGGCUACCUGGAAGGGCAACAGAUUGCCAGGUUCAUGCUUGAGCAGCUUAAUCUUGACGACUAUCAGUAUCGAAUUGGUCUUAGCAAGGUCUUUUUCCGUGCUGGUGUUCUUGCAGAGCUUGAAGAGCAACGCGAUGCUUUGGUUCGCAGUAUAAUCACUCGAUUCCAAAGUAUUGCGCGUGGAUACAUUCAGAGGAAGAUUGCGCACAAGAAGCUGUACCGUGCAGAGGCUACAAGAAUUAUUCACCAGAAUCUUAAAGUGUACCUCGAGCUUAGCCAGAACCCAUGGUGGAAGUUACUUGUGAAGACUAAGCCACUGCUGGGCAAUACGGUUACGAGCCGUGAGGUAAAGAAGAAGGAUGAUAUGAUCCAACAUAUGCAGGCACAAAUGACGCAACAGGCCGAGGAUCGAGCUAAAGUUGAAGAUGAAAAGAGGAGGACCGAGACUGAGCUUUCGAGGGUCCAGCAAACCCUUGAAGCGGAACGUGCUCUCGCUCUCGAUAAAGAUGAAAUCUUCCAGCGACUGCAACAGCGCGAGGCUGACCUUUCUGAGAAGCUUAAAGGGGCUUUGGAGGAUCAAGAGCAAUUGGAAGAUCAACUUGAUGAGUUGAUUGCUGCGAAGAAGAAAGUUUCUGAUCAGCUUGAUAUUCGACGAAAGGAACUUGAGCAGGCUGUUACACUGAUUGGAUCUUUGGAGGAAGAGAAGAAAAAUUUAGUAGCCAAACUAGAAGAGAACGAAGCCAAACUCAAGACCGCAACCGAUCAAUUAGACAAUGUCAGCAGCCACGAGAGCAAGUUGUCGAAGGAGAUCCAUCUCCUUAAGAGCCACCUUUCACUUAAGGAAAGAAAGGUUCAGGAGUUUGAGCAGUUAUUGCUUAAGACUGAUAAGGAUCUGGAGGAGAAGUAUAAUGCAGCUAGUAAAAGCCUUGAAACGACUCGGAAGCAAAAUCAGGAACUUCGCGCCGAAGCGAACAAUGCUCGACAACAGUUGCAAGAUCUUUCUAAGACUUCUUCUGACUUUGAAGGGUUGAUUCGGAAGAAAGAAAGUGAAUUGUCUUUGGCGCUUGCGGAUCUUAAAAAACAGCAGAUUGAUCGCAAAACGUUUGAAGAUGAAAGACAUUUACUUGUCUCGAAGCAGGAGGAGUUGCAAAGAAAGCUUCGUGCCGCGGAGUCUGCUGCAGACCAUGCAAAGAUGUUAAAGGCGCAAUGCGAAAGAGAUGCAAACGAGGCUCGUAAAUUGUUGGAAAGCAAGAUCUCAGAAGAUGCCAAACUUGGACAAGGGAGAAGGCUCCUCGAUGAGCAGAUCAAGGCCCUGAAGGUUCAGCUUGAAGGUGUCCAAGGAGAAUUGGAUGCCGAAAGGAAGUCUCGGGCCGACAUUCUCGCGGAGAGUGAGACCCAGCUUGCUACUAUGAGAAGGGACUACGAUGCGCUCUCUAUCGCAAAGGUUACGAUUGAGAAGGAACUCUAUGGCCAGCAGGAUACACUUCGCAAGGCCCUUGAAGCUAGGUCACAAGCAGAGAGGGAGAAGCGGGAUAUUCAACUUGACCUCCAACGUCUACGCCAGCGAGUCGAGAACAACGAAUCCACAAGGGCACAGGCAGAGGCCGCCAAUGAACGCCAGCUUUCUCGACAGGCUGAAGAGCUUCGAAGUUCGCUUAGAAAGGAAAUCGAUCAGAAGGACAAGUUGCUUUCUCAAGCCGAGGCAGAUCGGGAGAACCUCAACCUCGAGAUUCGAAGAUUAACCAAGGAUAUUGAGGAGAGCGAAGCCUCGAAGAGAGCGAAUGAACAGGCGAAGAAGAGAUUGGAUCAAGAGAUGGGUACACUUAAAGCUCGCCUUCUGUCUUCGGAACACGACAACCGCGCCCUUCAAAACAAGAUUCAACAGAAGAAUCUCGAACUCGCCAAGUCAACCUCGAAAGCUAGCGAACAGUAUCGCGACAAGAUUGUGCAAUUGACUGCAGAAAAGGCGAAGGCUGUUGACGAAGAAAAGAAACUCCACGGGCAACUGAGUGAGGCCCAGCUAAAGAUUAUGUCCUUGGAAAAGCAGAAGGAAAAGCUUGCACUUGAUCUUGAGGAUCUCAACCAUGAAGUUACAAGAGAGCACAAGAAUACGAGAGCUACGGAAAAGACUGUUAGUGGCCUUCAGGUUCAGCUUUCGGAAGCGAAUCGUAACUGGGAUUCCGAAAAGCAACUCACAGCACAAGCUCAUGCAAAUAACCGGAAGCUGCAAAGCUCGCUGGAUACCGCUAAUUCGGAGCUUGAAGAUUGCCAUCGAUAUUUGCUGGAGUUGCAGAGAGUGGUCGAGCCCGAUGAUGACGACGCUACGCCUAUCAAGAUACUAGACCGGACAAGGAAGCGGUCGGGUACUACAACCGAUAUGGCACAGACAUUUGAUGAGAUCAAGCAGAAGUUAAGGGUCGCAGAGGAGCGGAGGAAUCGUGCCGAGUCUCAGCUUGCGGAAAUGCGUCGCAGACACCAAGACGAGAUUAUGGAUAUGGAGAAUCGCCAUUCUGUUUCUAGGGCUACAUUUAUGGAAGGGAUGAAUGAGAAUAUGCCGCCAUUCGGUUCCCCUACGAAGACUUUUGGGACGCCAACUAAACGGCCUAUAUUUAAUCCUGCAGGGCAUGGCUCGCCACGCACGCCUACUAAACGUGUGGGCCAGCAGCUUGAUUCUACGGUGUUUGAUUCUGGAAAGACAGAUCGCACAGUGGAUACUAUCAAUUUCCAGGCCAAGAUGGAUUUGGCGACUGAUUUGGAGGAAGCGCAGAAUAAGUUGCAAAUGGCUGAGAUGGAGAACCGACAUUUGAGGUCUCAGUUGAAUAUUCAAGAAGGCCCAGCCAAUGGAAAUGGUGAUGGUUCGAACAGGAUUCUGCAGCGAUUGGAGAGGGAGAAUAAUCGACUUCACCAGCAACUCGAUCAGGAGACAGAGAAAUUGUCGGCCCUCGAAUCUGCCAUGAGGUCUGGUGAGCUCACCGCGAUGGAUUUGCAGAACAAGUCCCACCAGGAGCUUUUUGACCUUAUCUGCGCGCAGGAGAAGUCGCGCAAGUCGCUUUUGGAGUACUAUAAUGCAACAAGGUCGGACCUUGCGGAUGCUAAGAAGGCAAACGAGAAGUCAAAGGGGUCUAAGAUGUCUCUAGAAGUUGAACUUCGAGAUGUUCGUGGUGAACUAGAGGAUCUUAUCGCGCAGCGCGAUCAAGAGCAGUUUGAGCGUAGUGGGCUUCUUGCUGAGAAUGCGGAUUUGCAGAUUCGGUUGGAUGCGGAAGGAGCGAAGAACCAUGAUCUUUCUUCUAGUGCUGCGCUGUAUAAAGCUCGUGCCGAAGAAUACUAUAGUAAGCUUGAGCAGGCAGAAAUUGCAGUUAUGCAAGCAACUCGAGCGGCUGCGUUCGCGAAGACACAGGCUAGAGAGGCGGAGGAUACAUGCGCUUCCGUUGUUGCAGAGAGACAGCAGACUGAAUCUAUGUUUGAAGAUAUGCAAAGAGAGAACCAAAGAUACGAAGAAAAGAUCGAGGACCUUCAAGCGGAUUUGGCAGAUGCACUUCAAGGCAAGAAGAGACUUCAGCAUGAGAUUGAAGAUUAUAGAAACAGACGAGAAAACGAACUUGAGGAUAAAGAGGGAUCUAUCGAGCAGAUGAGGAAGAAGUUCCAGACCGAGGCUGCACAGUAUUUGAAGGACGUUGAGGCCGAACGUGAAGCUUUGGUUGCUGCUAGGAGCGAGACUCAGCGACUACGUGAGGAAGUCGAUGAGCUGCGCGUCAAAUGGGAGGACGAGCUACUAAACAGCAAUACUGCUACAAAGGAACGUGCUCGACUUGAGGUGAAACUUGCUGACAUGACUACUUCUCAUGAGCAAGCUGUUUCAGCACACAAUGAAAUCCAAGCUCGCAUGGUCUCGCUUCUCAGCCAAAAUAGAACCCUCAGGGAGUCUGUGGAGGCGGCACAUAUGGAGCGCGAUCAACUACAGAAGGAUAAGAAGGCCAUCGAACAACGACUUUCGGAUGCAUCUCGCCGUCUUGAAGAGCUUGCUAAUGGCGACUCUUCCUCGGUUAGAGUUGCUGCUGGUAUGGAUCGUGAGAUCUUGGAUUUGAAGACUUCACUUGCACAGCAAGAAGACGUUGCUGCUGCUGCUGUGGAUAAGAUGAGAAGGUCUGAGGCUCUUACAUCCGAGUUGCAGAGGGAUCUUGCACAGCAGAGGGACUCAAAUUCAGAUUUGCACAAAGAGAAGUCGUUGCUUGAGAGAUCUGUAAGGGAUCUUCAACUUAAGGUUAUGGAUAUGGAGACCAAGAGUUAUACUACCGGGUCCAAGGACGUUAAGAUGUUGCAUAGCCGUAUUCAAGAGCUCGAAAACCAAAUCGAGGAGAACGAGAGGCAAAGGAGCAAGUUCGAACGAUCGACAAAAAACGUUGAUAGAACAGUCCGAGACCUUCAGCUACAGAUCGAAAGGAAGGAGAAGACAAAUACGCAGCUACAGGAGGAUAUGCAGCGGAAUAAGGACAAGGUUGAGAGGUUGUUGAAGACUAUUGAGGAGCUUCAGUCAUCGGAUAGUCAAAAUCAACUCACUGCUCGAAGAGCAGAGCGGGAGUUGAGAGAAGAAAAGGAGAAGGGUCUGAGGAUCGAAAGAGAAUUGGAAGGACUAAAGAGUUUGAAUAGUAGGAUCGGAGGAGGAGAUAGAGCUAGUGUUCACGGCGGGGUUAGUAUGACGAGGAGUAAUACUAUGCAAACCGUUGGAGAGAGGCCAGAGACUCCUAGUGGAGGAGGUAGUGCUGGAGCGGCUGGGUUCGCAGCUAAGCGUAGGAUCUUUUCAAAAGAUGGAGAUGGGGUCAAGAACUUCUUGUGA